Messenger RNA from Monoraphidium neglectum, 387 nucleotides. RefSeq lists its product as hypothetical. Lineage: Eukaryota; Viridiplantae; Chlorophyta; Chlorophyceae; Sphaeropleales; Selenastraceae. The coding region runs from base 1 to 387 and encodes 128 amino acids. The transcript has a single exon. The record is from RefSeq and is a predicted model, not a curated record.
AUGAGUGAGGACGGGCCAACAUCCGCCCAGCUGUCACAACCGCAGCAGGAGCAGGCGCAGCACGUGCCGGCGGCAGCAAGUGAGGGCGCCCCCGAGGCCGUUUGCACGUCUCAACGGCAGCAGCACGUACAGGAACAGCAGCAGCAACAGCAGCAGCAACAGCAGCAGCAAGAGCAACAGCAGCAACAGCAGGACCCCGCCAGUGCACCCCGUGGCGUGACGGCGCUGUCGCUGGAGCGGUACCAGCUGGAUUACGAUGCAGAAACAGAGGAGGCGGAGCGCACGCGGCUCGCGACGCUUUGGGGCGUGGUGGCGGGCCCCGCGGACCGCUACAGCACCGCUAAAAUAAUGGAGCGCCUGUUCUGCGUUUUCGAGGCAGCGAAGUAG